This is a messenger RNA of Drosophila yakuba, 517 nucleotides long. RefSeq lists its product as uncharacterized. Lineage: Eukaryota; Metazoa; Arthropoda; Insecta; Diptera; Drosophilidae. The transcript is spliced from 3 exons. The coding region runs from base 56 to 406 and encodes 116 amino acids. The record is from RefSeq and is a predicted model, not a curated record.
ACAUUGCGUGGAUGGUAACAUUAACAUAUGGUUUUUGUUUGUUUACAUUUUAAAGAUGCCCCCGCCAGAAGGACGGAAACAUCGAGCCUCAGGAGUCAUUGCCGGUGGAGAAAGGGAGUUGUUUGUCCCAGUUAUUUGGAGCCGCAGGCUGCGCGCAGAUUUAAAAGGAAAAAGUUGGGCCAGCGUUUCUGGAGGCUGCCAACCCGCCCAUGGGUCUCGUCGCCAGCCGUCAAAUGGUCCAAAACGAAGUGGAUUCCCGCGCCGCCGUCUUAUUCCAAGGUCCAAGGAGUUGCUGCAUUUCAGCUGGAGUUCUUCAGUGCGUAGUGGAUUCCCGCGUCGCCGUCCCAUUCCAGGAUCCAGGGAGUUGCUGCACUUCAGUUGGGGUUCAUCAAUGUGUCGGCGAUAGCGUCGUCAUUGCUUUGGAGUCACCAGGGUCGUCGCUUCUGUGGGUCGUCUCGCCAGGGAAAGGAGGCAUCUUUUGGACGCCGGGCCAAGAUGCUUUGCUUUGGGCCGACGC